AUGAGCCAUAUCAAUCAGCUCAAGGUUUUACUCGCAGUGCCAGAAGUCAGGUAGGUACGUACUGAAAUGAUUGAUUGGUGAUAAUCAAAUUGACCAUUGAAUAUGCCAUGCAAAAGAAUUAGAAAUGAGGAGAGAUUUCCUCCGCUUUUGGCGUUGCCCAAAUCACUUCCACCUUUGCUUCCAAACAAUAUAACUAUCAAUGAACUUUGCUAUUCUUUCUGUACAUAAAUUAUGAAUAAAAUUUUUGUUAGAUUUUGAGGAGCAAUCAAUUAAUCUUGCAUUGCAUUUCAGUUUUUAAAUCCAGAUUAAUACAGAGAGAGAGAGAGAGAGAGGUCUGCAAGGAUAGGAUAGAGAAGAGGUAAUUUGUUCAUGCAGAUGCAGUAGCCCCUCUUUUUUGUCAAGGAGAGAGAUGGUGGGAACUACUACCACUCCCAAUGCUGCAGCCAUUGAAAAUAUUACAAUAAUUGGAGGCUUAAUAGGCUUGCAGUUUAUAUAUGCCGGCAACUCUGUGUUGGUGGGUUAUUUCAUGCUCUUGGGCCUCAAUCCUUCCACUAUCAUCAUUUUCUGUGCCCUGGCCACUUCCCUCGUCUUCUCUCCUCUCUCCUUUUACCACGAAAGGAGCCUAUGGCCCAAGAAGUUGAGUCUCAAGUUAUGGAUACAAUUGCUUUUAAUAUCCUUUGGAGGUGUGACGUUGUUCCAGACUUUGUUACUCCAGGGGAUUAAGCUAACCUCACCGGCAAUGGCUACAGCAAUGCCCAAUCUUGCUCCGGGACUCAUCUUUCUCAUUGCAUCAGUUUUAGGGUUAGAGAGAGUGGAUCUGAACUGCAUGUACACCAAAAUCAAGAUUGUAGGCACAUUGAUGUGCGUCAUUGGUGCUAUUACAAUGAGCAUUAUGCAGAGCAGGAUGGCACAGCGUAGUGAAUUAGCAGCACCCCAACCGGUGGCUGAUGAUCAGAGCCACUUCGACACAGCGAGAAUCGCCGGCUGCCUUUAUCUUAUGGCUGCUGUCUUCGUUUUAUCGACCAACGUGGUCUUGCAGGCUUCAGCAUUAAGUGAUUUUCCAGCACCAAUGUCUCUGUGUGCAAUAACAUCUUGGAUGGGCAUGAUAAUUACUGCACUUGUAGAGCUGAUUCAAGGUCAAAAAUUUGAUCUAGGACCGCCCACAAUAGCCCGUCAUGACAUAGUUAUAUGUUUUCUACUGGGCGGCAUUGUUGGUGGUGGCUGUGCAAGUUUCAAUGCAUGGGCGCUGAAGAAAAGAGGGCCUGUCCUGGUGUCCAUGUUUAUGCCUAUCGGAACAGUCAUCUCAGUCAUCUUCUCUAUCAGCACCUUGGGAGACAAUUUCGGUCUAGGAAGUCUUCUGGGUAUGCUGCUCAUGUUUAUGGGCCUCUACUUCUUUCUGUGGGCAAAAUCAAGAGAAGAUUUUUCAGUUUCAGAUAGAGACGCCUUGGAAAGUGAUUGCUGUGACAUUAAGAAGCCCCUAUGCUCAUGAUAUUCUCUAUAUUUUAUUGUCAAAUUAAUGCCGAGCCAUGGCCCAAGUGGUACACGUGCAUCAAAUUUAUCCUUACAUAUUUGGGGGGCCCUGUUCUCCACCUUCUGGCAAUUAGGGUUAGUGCAUCGUCCUGGUUGUACUUGUAAUUGUUGUCGUUGGUAUUAGCCGCCACUGAUGGUCAACAAACUAAAUAAAUAUAGUUUAUUUUUUCUAGGAAGUGACUAUAAAUAGAUAAUACCAUCAUAGAUAAGAUAAAUACGAUUGGAAGCUCAGGCUUUAUACAAUUUACUUUAAUUAGUGGGAUUAAGAAUUUUUUUUUUAUUAUUGUUAUUACUGUUAAUGUAACA
Diospyros lotus (date-plum) is the source of this 1836-nucleotide messenger RNA. RefSeq names its product WAT1-related protein At5g47470-like. Bases 410 to 1489 code for a protein of 359 amino acids. NCBI's taxonomy places the organism in Eukaryota, Viridiplantae, Streptophyta, Magnoliopsida, Ericales, Ebenaceae. The record is from RefSeq and is a predicted model, not a curated record. Gene Ontology annotation, cellular component: plasma membrane. Gene Ontology annotation, molecular function: transmembrane transporter activity. The transcript has 7 exons.